GAGCCUCAUGCUGCUGGCCCACAGUGCCCUCCAAGUUUUCCCAAGGGCUCCUAUUUUGUGCUGCAAAAUACUGAUCUGGAUCUGCUGCCUUAGCUGCAGGUGAUGGGAAAUACUUGGGGACCUGCUUUUGCUUUGGGGAAGCAGGACCACUGCACUCUUUGUGCUUCUUUAUCAUCUAAGUGUUCUCCACACCACACAUACCCACUCCUUAGCAAGGAGAGUCCUUUCCUGCAACCUAUCUACCAUUCCCUUCUCUCCCCUCUCUUUCUCUCUGCCCUGACCACACCUCCCCACCCUGGGCUCCAUCCCAAGAGGACGCGGUUGGGAAUCACCUGACUCCUGACAAUGUCCCUAUCACAAACAGGCCACCAUACAUAACACACAUAUGAUACGUGGUAACAGACAUGUUUAACAACAGCGUGACAUGGAGUUUAAUCCCAGGGCCCUGUGUACUCUUCCAAGGCCUGGGAUGAUAGAGACUCAAGGGGGCAGUUGGAUGUCAACAUUCCGAGGGCCAGGCAUCUAGUGAAAGCCUCCCACCCUGCCAGAAGACGCACUCCUCAUGAGAAUAACAACAGAGGGGCCCAACUGUCUCACCUGGACACCUGGUCCUGCCACUGCUCAGAUGUCCUUGGAUGUACAGUAGGCAAGGAACAGAGCUUUAUCUUAUGCUGUAUUCUUGUUCCAUACAGAGGCCUGGGAGGAAAGAAUCUGAGGAGGAGAUGGCAGAGGCAGCCACGGACUUGAGUGAGGAUGACUUGGUGGAGAUGGAGGCCAUGCGACCCCCUGAGUCAGAUGGUACCUUCCAACAAGUCACCAACCUCCUGAACAGCAUGGACAACGAGUCAGCAGAGGUGGACACGGCCCCGGCAGGUCCAGACCCGCGGAAGAUCCUGGCCGGGAUAAUCACAGAGAAGGCCGCCGCGGACCCUGCUGUGGUGCUGAACGCCCUGGUCCACUGCCUGCGGGCGCUGGAGGUGGGGACGCCUCGCCCGGUUCUACAUCACCACGUUCUCCAGGACAUCAUCCAGCAGGAGGGGGAUCUGGGUGAGCAGUGUGUGCAGAGCCUGGUCUCCAUCGCCUCCCAGGAGACGAGGGCGCUCCCUGAGAUGGAGGGCUACGUGACAGCAGAGGUGGCCAGUGACACCCUGGUGGCUCUGUCCCGAAACCACUUCAACUUGGUCAUGUACGAGCUGCAGCAUCACCUCAAGCCUCUUGUUCUUUCUGACGAAUUUGUCAGCACCUUGGCCAAGCUGGCCAAUGGCAACGUAUUUGAGUUCAUGCCGUACAUGGGCAUCACGCUGGCUACAAUAUUCACGAUGCUGAGACUCGCUGAGGAGGCCAAGAUGCGCCGGGUGAUCUGUGGUACCAUGGAGACCUGUGAGACGGUGCAGUUUUACCUGAAGCACCUGGAGUACAGCUCGUACCCUGUGAUGACUGAGGAGCAGUUUGCUGUGAAGCUGUUCCCCGUGUACCGCUACUUCGUGACUGUGUGGCUGAGGCAUUCCAGCCCCGAGGUGAAACUGGGGGUCAUCAAGUCCCUGAAGCCCAUGCUGAACCUCCUCCUGCCCAAUGAGGACCUGCGGGAGCAGGUGUAUGACUACAUCCCCCUGCUGCUGGCCGAGUACCAGAGCAGCCUGGAGCCGCUUUUCAUCACGCAGAUCUUGAGACAGAUUCUGGAAGCAUCAGUCACUACCAACACCCCUGUUCCCCAGAUGCAGCUCCGCCCCAUUUUCAUGGAACUUCACGCUCAGUUGUGUGGCAAGGGUCCAGCUCCGCACCAGUACAACAACCAGAACCUGGCAGAGACUGUGCAAUGCUUCAUGGCCCUAGCUCGCUCCUACCCCAAGGAGCUCAUGAAGUUCUUCAGCCAGAUGGAGACAGGCAAGGAGACCCCCUGUGUAGCCACGCUGUCCCUGAUCAAGGCUUUGGUGAGUGCCGAUGAGCCCAGAAUGAAUACCAGGACCAUUGGCUUGGCUAUCCGGGUGGUUAGGAACUUCCUCUCUGAUACCCGGUGCAAGGUGAGAGUGGCUGUUCUCUGCAUCAUCAGCCAGUUGGCUCAGUCCGGCCACCAGGACAGGAUCAAAGGCUGGGGCCUGAAAUAGGUGUCUGUGCAGCUGACCCUGUCCACCUACAGACCGGAAAAUCACCGGGAAAAUUUUUAUCAGAAGAACUUGGAGGAGAAGCUGGUCCACAAAGUCACCAUGGAUACCAUGAGGAUCAUAACCUCUUCUGUCAGUGGCAUGACCAAUGAGUUCUGGAUGAGGCUGCUGAGCUGCAUCAUGGAGACAGACUGCAUGGAGGCCUUGACCCCCAUCUGCGUCAGCCUCAUGAACCUGGCGAGGUGCCAGUUCCACGACAUUGACCAGGAGGCUGGUGUGGCUCACAAGAACAAGCACUUGGACCUGCCUGCACCUCAGAAGCUCCUGGCUCGUCUCCUGGUGCUGGUGUCAUUGCCCUACAAAGGGGAGGGACGUGGGAUAGCCAUACUCAACCUCUUGAGGACCCUGAGCCACAGCAUUGUGCACACCUUGGCCAACAUGUGGCAGCAGGAGGUCCCUCUACUGGUCCAAUACCUGGAAGAACACACUGAAUUCACUUGGAAUCAGAAGGCCUGGGAGGACAAGCUCAUUCAGUUCCUGAGAAACUCUCUUAAGAAGACCAGGGGGACCCGCUGGAGCCUGCGCCUGAGCAAAGAGUUGAACAACCAGAUCAAGAGCUUUGAAAGCCCCUCUUCGGAAAAGCUUUGUUCCCAUGGGGCCAGGGCAGGCUUCCUGUACAGGGCCUUGGGCUUCACCCUGGCCAUGGGCCUGGAGGCCGACAAGGUGCAGUUGCUAUUGUUGGAGCUGCUGUACAAGACAGACUAUGGCAACGACUUCAACAGGGAGGGCGUGAUUCAGUGCUUUGGCCUAUGUGCUCGUGGCCAGGUGAAGAUGGUACUGAAUGUGCUCCGUGACUUCGAGGAGAGGAUCCAGGAGUCAGAGCACACCUGGCAGAUCAGUGCCUGGCAGAAGGACCUCCCCUGGCAGAGGGAGGCCAUCAAGAGCACCCACAUGAUGAUGUACAGCUGCGUGUCCUCCUCCUGCCACCCCCAGAUGCUCCUCGCCUACGUGGACAGCCCCACCAUGGCAAAGAUCAUUCACCACUACUCCAGCAGCUGUCAGGACAUCGGUCUCAAAAUGGCCUUCAUGAAGAGUGUGGUGCAAGUCACCGGUGCCAUCAGGAACAUCCAGGACCCCGGGGACUUUCAGUUUGCCCCAAAGUUGACUCUUACUAGCCUCAAAACGGCGAUCAUCCAGGCGGACCUGACCGACCACCUGGCUUCUCCCGUGCGGGCACUGGCCAUAGAUGCGCUGUCACACCUGAGCAAACUGAGGCCCUUCUACUCCACAGAGGAAAGCAGUGAGCUGAUGGAGAUCAGUAUACAUUCUGUAGUUUCUCUCCAACCCCCAGGAGAGGACAACGAGUCCAUUAAGAGCCUGUAUGCGAAUGCCCUGCGCUCCCUGGAGCGGCUGAUGGAGAGCCUCCUGCAGAGGCAGCUGGACCCUAAGGGGCUGCAGGAGAUGGUGCAUCUCCUGGAGAAGUGGAUCCUGUCAGGGAAAGACUGGGAGCGAGAGAAGGCCAUGAACCUCCACCUGCACCUCAUGGAGAUCUAUAUCCGAAGUGUCGGUUUCUGUAUCCCCCUGAAGCUGGGCCAGUUUGGCACUCUGGUGGGACUCAUUGCCCCAUGCACCUGUGAUGCCCACCCAGGAACCUGCAUGGCCUCCACUAAUGUCCUGUCCAGCCUGCUAGAUCUUCAUGCAAGCCAGACCUGCUCCUUAUGGGACGCUGCCAAGGAGAUGGAGCUGCAGAGAUGUAGGGAGGACCUGCUGAGCAUGGACGAGGGGAAGAUUUCCUGUGCAUCCUCCAGAAUCGCCAAGGUGGUCUGCAGGGAGUGCAGCUGUGACGAGGUGGCCUCGCUCAUCCAGAAGCUCUGUGAGAACAUCGGGGCCAUGGACCUGCAACGUGACAAGGCUGCUGUCACCUGGAUAGGCACCUUCCUCCAAAUGAGGGUCAAGGAACUGGACGACAAGGUGGCAGAGCUCCACAGGGCCCCCUAAGGGUGGGGCUGGGGCUGCCCAGGGCACCCAGGCUGCAGAGCCACUGUACUCCCUGGGGUUGCCUCCCCACACCCUGGCUGCUCCAGGGGCGCAGGGAGUAGAGUUGGAUUCGACAGUGUAACCUGGUCAGUGCGUGGCGGGGCCCAGGCCACAGCCUCCCAUAUCGGAAGCCAAUAAAGCAGCCCAAGGAAGGGAGCAACCAAUGCGCAGGAGAGGGUGCUGGGGGUUCAGCCCGCCCACCGUCCUCCCUGGAGGAGGGGUGCCCUGUGCCCUCUACAGGUGAUGUCUGGCUCGAAUGCCUUAAGUGUAAGUUAAAAGCAGACCCUGUACCGAAGUUCAGGGGUCCUUGCCAGCAGACCAGAUAAACCCCGCCCAACCCCUUCCUCCACUGGAUGCUGAAUGCCAACUCCUCUACCUCCCCAGCCCUGCAGUGGCCCCUG
Messenger RNA from Fukomys damarensis (Damara mole-rat), 4540 nucleotides. It is a transcript of the gene Mroh2a, whose product is annotated as maestro heat like repeat family member 2A. The record is from RefSeq and is a predicted model, not a curated record. Lineage: Eukaryota; Metazoa; Chordata; Mammalia; Rodentia; Bathyergidae. Gene Ontology annotation, cellular component: cytoplasm.